Molecule: messenger RNA, 1656 nt
Organism: Striga asiatica
Lineage: Eukaryota; Viridiplantae; Streptophyta; Magnoliopsida; Lamiales; Orobanchaceae
Source: the annotation of a GenBank genome assembly
CUCACCCGUCACUUUUCUUCAUCUCCUUCAUUUCUUAUCAAUUUCAAUCGCAGCUCUUUCAUUCUUCCAAAAUCGGAAACGAGAAUCAGACAAUCCCACUCAAAAUACCGUCCGCCUCGCCUCCGACACCGUCACAUCGUCUCGCCUCUCUCACCAUCGUCACACCGUCCCGCCUCUCCCACCAGCCACCGUCUCGCCUCUCUUCCGUCACGCCUGGCCGCCUCGACGUCCCGCCUCGCCCUCGCUGCCUCGACGUUUGGACGACUAAAAUUGCAGAUUUAAAAUGUAAUUACUAUCUUUGAAAUUGAAAAAAAAAAAUAGAGAAAAAGGAGACAAAAUUAGCGAGGAAUGGAGCUGAAGGGGAAUUUUGUGCCGCAGUUUAAAGUAGGCGAGGCCCAAUCGGCGCAGCUUCCCUCGAUGGCCAAACGCGAUUCUGUACCUGUAGUUGGAAUGUUUAGCAGGAUGGCAAAUUCUUCUAUGGAGUCAUUUCCUUCUCAUAGAUGGAAGAAUCUUGAAGUUCAUUGCAACAGUGACCAAAGUAUCAGACACUUGGCUCUUUCUAAGAGUGGGGGCUCAAAGCUGCCUGAGCUCUCUUUUGACCGGCGACAGCUGACCGAUCAAGAAUGUAGUGGGCUGCAAAAACGAAACUUUGGCCGUUUUGUUGCUCGUGAGGCGAUACUUGAUGAAGAAUACUGGGUUGGUUUUUCUCUCUCAUUAUCCUCUAUUGAAUGUAGGAAGCUAACCUCAUCAUGCUAUGUACUAUUUCGGUUUGCAUAUUUUAGAAGAACUCUAGAUUUCUUCUCUCCAUGUCUGACUUGGCAAUGGCAGACAGCAGCAUGGCUCCGAGCAGAAGCGCAUUGGGAAUCCUUAUCCUAUAUGAGGCAUGCUGAUGGUUACAAAAGAAAGUAUGCUGAGGAGGUGAGUUUCAAUAGAGAUGACUCAGUAGAUGAAUUCUAUGCUUUGAAGCGAAGAUGUUUUGGACAGCAGGGGAAGUCAUUGAACUGUUUUUGUUUUGUUGCAUUUCUAUCUGGAGGCUCACUAAUCAUGAGUGACAUUAUUUCCUCUACCGGGCUGCAGGUUAAGAAGGAAGAUAAAAAUGUUAGACGAACAGUUCUGAACAGUUUAGUGGGGACUUUGGACUUGAGUAUCAGGCAGUUCCUUCAAGGAGAAAAAUAUCCUGGGGAAAUAAAGAGACUGCCGGCUGUUUUUUCCUGUCAAGAGCCCUUUGGUAUGCAUAAAUAUGCUUAUAUUGCAAAUGUUUGUGUGGCAAAGUUUGCUCGGCGUCAGGGUAUUGCUUCAAACAUGAUAUACUUGGCUACUGAUGUUGCCAUAAUUGCAGGGAUGAAGCAGCUUUUUGUCCAUGUAAAUGCAGAUAACAAGCCUGCUCGUGAUCUGUACAAGAAAACUGGUUUCAAGGUUGUUGAGGCUGCUGCUUGUCCUAUGUCAAAAGAUCAGAGGAUAUUAAUGUCUAUGGAACUUGCAAUUGGUAAGUUCAACUAUGUUGUAAUGGUGCAUAAUAAAGGUUUGCAUUCUGUUGUAAUGACAAUGCACUUCAUUUGUGGUGCUAUAAAUUGUUUACCUUAUCUUUGCGCCAUCAUAUAUGGAGAUAUUGACUGCUCAUUUAGACAAGUGACAUUCUGGUCGCUCUAUCCUUGA